AUGUUUUCUAAUCUUAUAAAACAUUUUUCAUCAACAAUACGUAAUUGUCGAUUUGCAUCAUCAUCCUUACCAAAAUAUUCAACUAAUUUUUCAUAUCGACAACAUUUAGUGUCUGAUUUAUCGAAUAGUAAUCUAAUUGAUACAUCAGUAUCUCUUCAUGGAUGGUUACAAUAUCGUCGUAUGAACUCAUUUGGUGUUCUACGUGAUCAUUCAGGUCUUAUUCAAUUUAUUCUUCCAUCAUCAUUAAAACAAGAACGUCAAAUAUUAAAACAAACACCUGUUGAAUCAUGUGUACAUAUUCAAGGAAUACUUAAGAAACGUCCAGAAAAAGAUAUGAAUACAGAUAUGACAUUAGGUCAUCUUGAGAUUCAUGUCACUGAUUUUAAAGUAAUAAAUACUUGUUUACCUACAUUACCAGUUGAUCUAUCAAAAUUUCAUGAAUCAGAUGAAAUAACACGUUUAACAUAUCGUUAUUUAGAUUUUCGUCGUGAUAUAAUGCAAGAACGUAUUCGUUUUCGUUCAGUAUUUAUAUCAAAAGUACGAGACUUUUUAUUAAAACAUUCAUUUGUUGAUAUUGAAACUCCAUCAUUAUUUCGACGUACACCUGGUGGUGCGAGAGAAUUUUUAGUUCCAACUCAUAUACAAGGUGGUGGACUUUUUUAUGCAUUAACACAAAGUCCACAACAAUUUAAACAACUUUUAAUGAUGGGAGGAUUUGAUCGAUAUUUUCAAAUAGCAAAAUGUUUUCGAGAUGAAACAGGUCGUCAUGAUCGUCAACCUGAAUUUACUCAAAUUGAUUUAGAAUUAAGUUUUGUUUCACGUGAAAAUAUUUUUUCUUUAAUUGAACAACUAUUAACUGCUUGUUGGCCUGAUUCACUUGAUAAUAUUCCAUUUCCUCGUUUAACUUUUACUGAAUGUAUGUCUCGUUAUGGAACUGACAAACCUGAUACACGUUUUGCUCUUGAAAUUGAACAUACAUUUGAUAAACUCUACAUAACGUCACCUGUUUCUUUAAAGAAUAUUAAAAAUUUUCUUG
Adineta steineri is the source of this 1036-nucleotide messenger RNA. Lineage: Eukaryota; Metazoa; Rotifera; Eurotatoria; Adinetida; Adinetidae. The record is from the annotation of a GenBank genome assembly.